Molecule: messenger RNA, 2436 nt
Organism: Miscanthus lutarioriparius
Lineage: Eukaryota; Viridiplantae; Streptophyta; Magnoliopsida; Poales; Poaceae
Source: the annotation of a GenBank genome assembly
AUGGAGCAUGCGUCAGCUGCCGGCAUGACAACCGUGGUUGUGCCUGAAGAACUCCGGCUGCCAGAAGCAGGGCUGAAUGGCAUCAUACUGCGGUGGGCGUUCAUCGACAAGGCGAUCGGCGGUUUCGGGGCCCUGGCGCUCGCUUGGGCCACCAUCGUUCUGCUUGGUGGAUUCUCCACCCUGAUAAAGCAGAAGGAUUUUUGGUUCGUCACAAUCAUCUCCUUCCUCGAAGCCACGAGGCUCUUUACCAGUGCUGUGGAUCCAGAGGAUCAGUUCAUCAUCAACGCACCGGAAGUUGUGGCAGCAAAGACCGAGGAAAUUGAGGCCAAGGAGCAAGGUAGCUGGCAAAGGCAUCAUCGAACCAACCGGCCGGGGCAAGGACCGAACCAAACUGCUGCUCCCCCACCACCAAGACGAGGAGGCCUGCUGGGAUGGUCGUCGUCCCUAACCUCCGGGCGGCGGCGCUUCUGCACCUGCCGCCUCUUCUUCGCCAAGACCCUCACGACGGGGUUCACGUUCGCGCUGUUCGCCGCGGGCAUCACCUCCGUCGUCCUGGCCGUGCUGCGUCUGAGCCGGCAGGACUAUGUGGACCCGGCGGACCAGAGCAGCAGCGACCACAAGAGCAUCAAGGGGUCCCUGAACCUCUUCUACGGCCUGGUGCUGGCGCAGGGCGUCUCCUCCUUCCUCGCCGACACCAUGCUCCCCAUCGACGUCCGGCGGGUCAAGAAGCUCCGCAUGACGUACCAGCUUGGCCAGUCAGGGAAGCUCAUCAUCAAGCGCUACAUGCUCGACACCUACAUGAAAUGUUCCGGUGGAAGAGUGCGUGAAGCAAUGGACAUGGACCUGGUCAGCUUCGCCAUGGAGAUGGCGAGGUCCACCUCGGUGGCCGACCGGCUCGUCGGCGUCCGGGUUCUUGAUCGCGUCCUCAGCGUGGAGAAGUACAGUGGGCUGGCGCUGAUGAGGCUCCGAGCUUCCAUUGACACUGUGGGAAGCGUGGUCAGUAUGCUUGGACUGAAGAACAAGACCACGGAGGAAGAGAACACCAGAGGGCACGCGGCGAACGUGGUGCUGGAGCUCUCUCCAGACCUCCAAGUGGAGAGCUUCCCAGCAGUGCUGCAGAUGGUGUCUUCACUGCUUACUGCGAAGACAACGGCAGCGUCGACAACGAGCAAUGUCAGCGUCGAGCUUACAUGGCUCGGUGUGAAAAUCCUCAGAAAGAUCAUGGACAAUCCGGACAACUGUAAGGAAGUAGUGAAGGAUGCCGAUGACCAGGUGAUAUCAAGCAUUGUGGACCUUACAGCUGUUAGUGAUGACAACAGCAGCUCAAUCUCGUGGUCUCCAGUAACAGAGGAGAUCAUCGUGGAGGCAGUUCAAGUCCUGCACAGGCUGGUCCGAACUACCGGCGAUGCCGGUAAGGUGCUUAGGUGCAAAAUCUCUGAGAACCUCCAUGUUCUCAGGAACAUUAGAAAGAUCCUGGAACAUCCAAGGAGCCAUACUGAGCUACUCACUGAAGCAAUUGGAGUUCUUGCCUGCUUAGCUUUGGAUGAGACAGGAAAGGAAGAGAUUGGGGGUUCAGCUCGGAUCAUUAGGAAGCUUGUUCCAUCCCUUGUUGUUGAAACUCCAUCCCCAUCCAACAGAGUCAAGCUAGCUAAGUCUGCUGUUGAAGCAUUACUUGUUCUUGCCGUGGACAGCCAAAGGAAUGCCUUGAGGAUCCUUGAAGAACUGAAGAUUGAAGACAUGCAGCAACUUGUUGAUAUGCUUUCUUCUGACUCCACAGAGCUCAGAACUAUGGCUGCAAAACUCUUGGCGGUUCUACGUGUCAAUUCUAUAACAGAACAUGUUCAUUAUAACAGGACAGUCGACAACGCACUACCUCUGCUGCUGAAAGCAAUCAAGCUAGAGGUGGAGAAACUAUAUGCCCUGGUACCUGUUGCUGGAGAACUUCAUGCCCAUGAUGCUAAUUUGGAGGAAUGGAGGACCAAGCAGGGUGCACUACUGGAGAGCUUUGUUGGCCUCAGCGUUCGGAUCUGCACAUUCAUUCAGGCAAGCGAGUUCGGCGAUGCGCUCCGGAAUGCCAACCUCACAGUGGAUUUGCUCAUGCAUGCGCUCAGCAGGAUCCUUGAUAUGUACAUGUCACCAGACACAGAGUACCCAGGUAUAAGGCGGGUAACAGUUGAGCUAAUCAUUUGGAUGCUACCGAGCAACAGACGCUGCAUUGAGUUUUUCUUUCGGCACCAAGUGGACAAGGCAGUGAAAGAAGUCGCAGAAACAGAAGAAAGACUUGAAAUGUUUAACAUGUUCUGCUGCGGCGUUGGCGUCGCUAAGCACAGAGAGCCCAUUUCUUCUCUCGUUGCUUCUGCAGCCUCUGCUCUGCCUCGCAUUGCUAGAAGGCUCCCAGGCGAGGUGUCGGCAGAGAACACAAUACCAAUUGCUUAA